UCAGGCUUCAUGGCGAAGCUAAGUUACUUCAUGCAGUUUCUAUAAAUACUGUAGACUCACUCAGAACACGCUCUAUUUCAAUGUCCUCUUUGACCUAUAUUCAUCCUUCUAUCUCAUUUAUUUGUUGAUCUUGCGGGCUGGCCACUCGACCCACAAGUAAUACCUUCCUACAGGAUAACCAUCUCCUCGUAUACAGCAUACCAUGGUGGCAGCAAAGGAAACCGCAGUCCUGCGCCGAAACGUCCAUCCGGACGGCCGACCUCUCACUAAACAUGACCGUGAGAAUCUCCUCAAACCAUACCUUCCUCCAGCCGCACCACAAUCCAUCUCUCACGCUCCGAUUUCCUCGACGCGCCCAAAACGGUCCAAGCCAAUGCGCUCAUUCCUGAAGACGCAGCUCCACUUUCUCACAUUCACCCUCGUCCACUUCAUAUUCUCACUCUAUAUCCGCUUCCGCAAGGCCUACCACUCCGUCCUCGACCGCGUAUGCGCUAUCUUAUACUACCACCAUCGCACCCCCGAAUACAUCCAUAAAGACGUAAAGCAACUAUCUCGCCUCCCGGCACACCUGUCUGUAGUCCUUGAACUGGAUGAUGACGAACACUCAGGGGCUGGCCUGUCUAGCUUAGUGUCGGACCUCGCAGAGCUCGCAGCCUGGACUGCGUGCGCUGGCAUUCCGUUGCUUAGCGUCUACGAGCCGAGCGGUGUCCUGAAGAACUACAUUCCGCAAACGCAUCGGAGUAUCAGCGAGACAUUGGCGUCGUAUUACGGACCCUCGCACCCAGGCAAACCUACACUUUCCAUACGUGCUCCGCACUUGCCUUCUUUCUCGCCUCCGACAACUCCCCCUGGCACCGCGGAAUCCGGCGCCGAAGGAUCCAGUCCGCCGCAUUUGACGAUUCUGCUACUCAGUGCGGAAGACGGCCGCAGUACACUUGUUGAUCUGACAAAGACACUGGCUGAGAUGGCUCAGCGGCAGAAGUUGAGCCCGGCGGAUGUUAGUGCAGAGCUGAUCGAUGCCGAAAUUUCGGAGAGUGUAAUGGGCGAGCCGGACUUGCUGGUAUUGUUUGGACCACGAGUAAUUUUGAAGGGUUAUCCGCCGUGGCAGAUGCGGUUGACGGAGAUAUUCCACGUUCCGGAUAAUGAGGGAGUUAAUUACCAAGUCUUUAUCAGAGCGCUAUUCCGUUAUGCGAAGGCGCAGAUGAGGUUUGGUAGGUAAGUCGGUGUCUGGUUCUCCGUAUAGGGCUAGCGACGUACAGUCCUUCUAAACUAUAUAUCCCGGAUGGAGCAGGUCCGAAGUGUUUGAAGAGUAAUAUUGUAAUAAUUGAAAAGUGUGUGACAUGUAUGCACAUAUGUAGCCGCAUAAAUAACCAAGCACAUCACGACCCAAGACGCCGUCUAUAAUCCACAUGCAGCAAUGUCAAACAAUGUGCCGCCCAUCUGCCCAUUCAUGCACCAUUUUUCACGCCGUUAUGACCGUUCACCGCAACCUCCAAGGCCUGCCUCACAUCCGCCUCCAGAUCCACAGCAUCUUCAAUCCCACAGCUUACUCGUACAAGAUCAUCCCAUACACCUGCUGCCUCCCGAGCCUCACGGGGAAUGCCUCCGUGCGUCAUGCUGGCCGGCACUUCCACUAGACUCUCCACACCU
Molecule: messenger RNA, 1650 nt
Organism: Pseudovirgaria hyperparasitica
Lineage: Eukaryota; Fungi; Ascomycota; Dothideomycetes; Acrospermales; Acrospermaceae
Exons: 2
Coding region: 374-1219 (281 amino acids)
Cellular component (GO): endoplasmic reticulum membrane; dehydrodolichyl diphosphate synthase complex
Molecular function (GO): ditrans,polycis-polyprenyl diphosphate synthase [(2E,6E)-farnesyl diphosphate specific] activity
Source: RefSeq, a predicted model, not a curated record